AUGGCGCAUUAUCCUCAAGGACCAGCAUUGACAACUACCGAAGAGAAGCUCCUAUGGGACGCUAGCUUCGUCAGUAGCCUUACAGAAGAUCAGUGGAGAGCCUUUGGGCAAUGGGUUGGGGCUAAUGAUCCGACACCCUUGGAAGCAAAGCAUUGGAUCACUACCGAGAACAACCUUGAUCUCAACAUCUUUUCUCUACAGACUCUAUCUUUGCUUAUCAAGCAAGCCAAAUUUGCACACUGUGGCCAGUCUGCCAAGACCUUACAGCAAUCAUAUACAGUAGUCCGAAAACCAGGGUUUGGUUUGCCUCUCAGACAUAUGCCAGAUGAAGAAGACCGGUUCCCUUUACUAUUUCUCAACGAUGACUUCGGUGACGGUUGGGAAGCCCCUGUCCUCCUCAUUCGCGAAUGCUGCAUGCUCAAGCUCAUGGACGAGUUGACUAAUAAGCCGCGAUGGUGGUUAAAGAUCAACGAUGAACAAAUCAUCGCAAAGUGGAAACAGGAAGCUUUGGAUACAGACUGGGAAUCGUAUCUCAAGUAUGGCGACUUUACACCAGCUAUGGCUGAUGCUUGUAUUAACGAAUUGCAAGUCAAAGCCGAUUUGUAUCAAAUAACAGGCCUUAUCCCUGUGUACGAUUAUUCUGUUGCCGUGCUUAAAUCCGAUACCAUCAUGAACGCUGAACUGGCAAAAUCCCUCCAAGAAGCGGUCAGGGUAUUAGAGGAUGUAGCACCGGACCAAAAGGACUGGCAUCCAAGAAGCCGUGAGCAGGUCCUCGAUCUCGUUCAUCCUUCUCUCUGGCCUUUGGUUUAUGGCCGAUCCAGAAUCCUCCCGGACAGUGUCAUUAAUUUGCACAAUCUAUUUCCAAAGGAUAGAAACCUUUUCACGCUUCGUUCUCCUGCAGAGGAUGAUUGUUACCGUUACAAAAAAGGCGGCUUCUGCGGUCAAGGGUUCCCUGUGUUUUCCAACAGAUUCCAGUGGCUUCCUUGCGAUGUAGCCCUGGAUCCGACGACAGGUGACGUCCAGAUCACUAGUUACAUCAAUAAUCUUCACCCUCAGGAACAUGCGCAAUUUUACCCUAUCAUCGAAAACUUUAUCAAGAAGUCCUUGCCAGCUUGGGAUAUUCUUUAUCGCUGGGAAGAUGACUUUGCAGUUCAGCGACUCCAAACGGAAGAAGCAGUACUUGACUGUCUGGCAGGGGAAGACAUUGAUUGCGGUUGUCGUUGGUCUGAUGAAGAUACCGACGAAGCUUCCCAUACAUCUUAUUCAGAAGAUGAUCGAAGCGAUGCUGGUCGUUCGGAUCAUAGCGACCCUGACCCAGAGAGAACCUAUUUCUUGGGAUCGCGGCGGCGAAAAAUGGAUGAGGCAUGGUUUAAAGCAACACACCGCGUCAACGUUCCUGACGCUGAUUCAGAAGCGUCUGGUCAUGUUAAGAUUACACCCAACGAUGUCCAAAACGCCGGCUUCUUUAAUGGCAGAACACAAAUCCAGGUCAUCGUCAAGCUGUCCAAUAUACACCUAACACAGGAAAACCCUUCUUACAAAGGCGGUUCAUGGCAUACAGAAGGCCAGCUCAACGAGCAUAUUGUCAGUACAGCACUGUACUACUACGAUAGCGACAACAUCACGGACUGUUCGCUUAGCUUUCGGACUACAACUCAAGAUCUGUCAGAAGAAGUGAGCUAUGAGCAAUAUAAGUAUGGCCCAAUUUAUCGAACUUUUGCGAUUGAAAAAGAUGGAGAUCGUCAACAGGACAUUGGUUCUGUGCACACCAAAAGCGGAAGAGCCAUUUUCUUUCCCAAUCUCAUGCAGCAUUGUGUCUCACCUUUCGAAUUGGUCGACAAAACAAAGCCUGGUUAUAGGAAAAUUCUUGCUCUGUUCUUGGUUGACCCGGCUAUAUCAAUCAUAAGUACUUCGAAUGUUCCACCACAGCAGAAGCAUUGGUGGGAUAAUCAUUGUCUACAGACUGGAGAGGCUUUACCUGAUGAUUUAGACGAGAAGAAGAAUUUCGAAAUUGUGGAUUGGCCCAUGGGGUUAGAAGAAGCCAAGGAGCUACGACUACAACUAAUGGAUGAAAGGACAUGGAUGCAGGAACAGGAGCAAUCUGGUGUAAGACAAGAAUGGAAUUUUUGUGAGCACUAA
Fusarium graminearum PH-1 is the source of this 2139-nucleotide messenger RNA. RefSeq lists its product as uncharacterized. The coding region runs from base 1 to 2139 and encodes 712 amino acids. Lineage: Eukaryota; Fungi; Ascomycota; Sordariomycetes; Hypocreales; Nectriaceae. The transcript has 4 exons. The record is from RefSeq and is a predicted model, not a curated record.